AUGGAGAAGUACACGUCGUGUCGGUUCCAGCUUUGCUAUAUCCUGGCCAUUGCUUUCACGUUAGUGCUGAUUGGUCAGAAUGGAAUGGCCUUUGCUCUCGUCUGCAUGACAGGGGGUAACGCGGCGUCCAUUCGUCCUCCAACCAGGGAAGAUAACUCCACAUACGCGUCAAACGCCAGCUCUAUUUGGACUAAUGGCUCAAAGCACACGUAUCCUGAGUUCAACGGAGAAGAAAAUGGAACCGUAUUCGAGAAACCCGAGUUCGACUGGGACAGCGAGACCCAAGGCCUGGUCCUCUCAUCCGCCUACUACACCGGCAUCGUCUCCCCCUUCUUCGGCAGCGCCCUCUCCAGGAGGUUCGGGCCUAAGAACGUCAUCUUCAUCGGCCUGUUUAUUGGGGGGUUGUCGUCGAUGUUGGUACCGACGGGGGCCCGUGCUAGCGUCUAUGUCGUGGUGGUUCUGAGACUUCUAAUGGGCUUCUUCUUGAAUCUAAUCGUGCCGGCGACCCAGGACCUGUGGGCAUACUGGGCCCCAGUACAAGAUAAGGCGCAGCUCCUCACCUUCACCUACACAGGCUACAACAUUGCCAACAUCGUCGCAUUUGCAACCUCUGGUUAUCUUUGCACAAUACCGAUUGAUAACGGUUGGCCCUUCAUCUUCUAUGUCUUUGGUAAGUCUAAUGUCUAUGUGAAACAUGUUUUGGUGAUGAGCGCGGUUUUUGUGUAUUCCAAGGGGGACUGA
Haliotis rubra (blacklip abalone) is the source of this 741-nucleotide messenger RNA. RefSeq lists its product as uncharacterized. The record is from RefSeq and is a predicted model, not a curated record. Gene Ontology annotation, biological process: monoatomic anion transport; transmembrane transport. Gene Ontology annotation, molecular function: transmembrane transporter activity. The transcript has 5 exons. The coding region runs from base 1 to 741 and encodes 246 amino acids. Lineage: Eukaryota; Metazoa; Mollusca; Gastropoda; Lepetellida; Haliotidae.